Molecule: messenger RNA, 1570 nt
Organism: Halteromyces radiatus
Lineage: Eukaryota; Fungi; Mucoromycota; Mucoromycetes; Mucorales; Cunninghamellaceae
Product: major facilitator superfamily domain-containing protein
Exons: 8
Coding region: 1-1452 (483 amino acids)
Biological process (GO): transmembrane transport
Cellular component (GO): membrane
Molecular function (GO): transmembrane transporter activity
Source: RefSeq, a predicted model, not a curated record
AUGUCUCUUGAUAAAACUGAAAUAAAAAUGGAGGAAGAUGUUGUGAACCGUACAGGUUCAUUUUCCAGUAUGGAUGAUCAACCAUUUGAACAAUUCAAAGAAGAAAAAAAGUUUGUACGAAAACUUAGUUGGUCUCUAUUGCCAUUAGUCUGGUGUAUUGUCUUUGUUCAAUUUGUUGAUAAGGCAAUGUUAGCAGUAGCCGCUGUCACAGGAUUAUUACAAGAUACUCAGAUGACAGCAUCACAAUACAGUUGGGCUUCUUCUGUAGUUUAUUUGGGCUAUCUCGUUUAUCAAAUCCCGAACAAUAUUUUAAUUCAACGUUUACCACAUGCUAAAUAUCUUGGUGUUCUUAUUACAUUAUGGGGUGUCACUGUAUGUGCGACUUGUGCAGUUCAAACUUUCCAACAAUUGAUGGGUUUACGGUUUUUAUUAGGUCUAUUUGAAGCUGGAUCAAACCCCGUCUUAUACAUCAUUCUGAAUACUCUCUAUAGAAGAUCAGAACAAUCAGCUGUGUUCGGAUUCAUGAUCAUCUCCUCUGGUAGUGGGUCUGCUGUUGGUUCUGCUAUUGGUGUUGCUAUCACUUACACCUUAGAUCAUGUCCAUGGAUGGCGCGCUUGGAGAUGGGGUUAUCUCAUUUUUGGAGUGAUUACUAUCUUUUUAGGCAUUGUGACAUUUUUCCUUUUGAUUGACAAACCAACAUCGAAAUUAUUACGACUGACUGAAGCCGAAAAAAAGAUUGUAGAGGAACGUGGCAAAGACAAUAUGGUGGUCAAAACAAAACUAAUUAAACGAUAUCAAAUUUGGGAAGCUCUCAAGGAACCUCGCCUAUGGUGUUUAUGUUUUGGUAUGCUUUUACUCAAUCUUCAAAAUGGUGGUUUGAUUUCUUAUAGUGCCCUUUUAGUGCAAUCUCUAGGCUUUACCUCUCAAGAAUCUGUAAUCUUACAAAUUCCCAGUGGUAUUGCAAGCGCCACCUAUGUUCUUAUUUCCAUCAUUGGAGCUAGAAAAUCAACACAAACCAUUUUUACAGCUAUGACAUUGAUCUGCGUUUCACUCAUUGGCUUGAUCACUCUGGUUGCUUCCAAUAAUGUCGGUGGUAGGUUGGCUGGCUAUUAUCUCUCAUGGGCACAAGCUGCAGGUCAAGCUCUUAUCAUUACAAUCAUUGGUAACAAUGUUUCUGGUUAUACAAAGAAGGUCACAUACAACGGUACCUUGACAGUAUUUUUCACUCUUGGUAACUUUAUAGGUCCAUUGAUGAUGGUACCACCUACUUAUCUUGGAGGAUUAUUGGGAUAUCUUGCAAGUAAUAUAGUGACAAUUUUAUUACUUGGUUAUGUUCGAUGGGAUAUGGCAAUAAUCAAUAAGCGAAGAAGUCAAAAUGGUACAUCUGAAAAGACAGAUCCUGCUCUUGAUUUGACUGACAAGGAAGAUGUCAAUUAUGUAUAUCGAUUGUAGGCUUAGUAUUUAGUUAUAGCGCUAUAUAUAUAUAUAUAUUCACUUCAAAAUAAAAGAUGAUUUGUUUGUAUCUGAUAACAUAUGAAUGAAAUAGAAUAAAUGAUCAUAUAUUGAAAAC